Messenger RNA from Truncatella angustata, 1693 nucleotides. RefSeq lists its product as uncharacterized. Bases 330 to 1469 code for a protein of 379 amino acids. The transcript has a single exon. The record is from RefSeq and is a predicted model, not a curated record. NCBI's taxonomy places the organism in Eukaryota, Fungi, Ascomycota, Sordariomycetes, Amphisphaeriales, Sporocadaceae.
AUUGAGGAUACAGAAAAUGCAUAGUCACGCCGCUAGUUGGUCGACUUACGUCUCCCCCACGCUGACUGUACCAAAUACAGCGUAGAUUACUGAUCCACUCUUGUUUACUGAUCCACUCUUGUUAACUGAUCUGUCACUGAAUUAUGAGGUCCGAGGUUCGAGAUGAACUGAAGGAUACUAAACAACUUUCGGGAGCGAUAUAAAAUGAGAAGAAAAAGCUUCAAGAGCAAAUAAGUCUAACAACCUCGAUCUACUUUUAUACUGUGCACAGAACGCUACUCUGGAGUCUUUUCAACGACGGGAACCACUAAUCUAGUCGCUAUCUCAAAAUGUCAUUCGACUUACCUUUCACGAAGAUUCUGGUGAUUGGAGGGACUGGAGCGCAAGGUCUACCCAUUGUGCGAAGCCUGACCAAGGAUGGUCGCUACCGAUGCCGUGUGCUGACAAGAGACAUCUCUGGGGAAAGAGCCCAGACACUUGGCUCUUUACCUGGAGUGGAACUGUUUGGUGGUUCGUUUGAAAACGAACAAACCUUGCGUGAUGCGUAUAAAGGUUGCGAUGCUGCCUUUGUCAAUAUUGACGGCUUCAAUACUGGCGAGAAAGGGGAGACAUAUUGGGCGAUCCGGGUCUUCGAGCUUGCGCUAGAGAAUGGUGGCAUCAAGUUCUUCGUCUAUGGCAACUUGGAUUAUACAUACAAGAAGUCUGGGUAUCGUCCAGAAUUUAGAUCUGGCCAUUAUGAUGGCAAGGGCAGGAUUGGAGAAUGGAUCCUUUCUCAUUCACCCAAGUUGCCAGGUGGAUCUAAGACAUCCAAUAUGGGAAUUGCUCUUUUUACGACUGGUCCCUAUCUCGAGAUGAUUCUUUCGGGAGGAACAGUCCUUGAGCCACGCAUCGAACAGAACGGAGGAGGGGAGCAAGUUGUGACUUGGAGAGCACCACUGGGAGACGGCGCCGUCGCACACGUCUCUCUGGAAGACUGUGGAUAUUACGUGCGAUGGCUGUUCGACAAUGCGAAGGAAGCCGAUGGCAUGGACCUGGAGGUGGCAAUCGAGCACGUGCGCUACGAUGAUUUCGCCAAGGCGUUCGAGAAAGUUUCUGGUCAUCCUGCACGAUUCAUCGACGUUGAUCUCGAGACUUGGUGGCGCGAAGGCCCCCUGCAUCAUAGAGCUGAAAGUCCGGCUGGAUACGGCGCUAGCAUAGAUGACCCAGCUUCAAUGUCCAUCAAGCAGAAUUUCAGCGGAUUUUGGACGAUUUGGCAACACUCAGGCGGGAACCAGGGUGUCAUCAGGAGGGAUUACCAAUUGCUCGACAGGAUACAUCCCAACCGUAUACGGUCAGUGGAACAAUGGUUGGAGCGCGAACAAAAGCUUGGCGUCGAGUCUGGAAGAGGUGAUCUAUGGUAUCGCGUGCAGCCCGAUAAUUUGCAGCCCAUACUUAAAAUCCAAGAGGAUGGAUUCCGUGAUCCCCGCUAACCUCGUUAGCGGGGCUGGCGUACUCGGAGUGGAGUACUAUUACAUGCUGCAAGCAAAGUAGACGCUGUGAUCCGACGGGAGGAUUGAGAACUCAUUGGCUUAGUUAGGACUUCUGUUGAUUAUGGGGCUUUGAAUUCUUUCGGGUAGAUCGCUUUGAUCUGCUGCCUAGAAGUUAGCACGCAGAGCAAAAGAUAGCUUAAUAUAUGGUGAUACCAUUUUACAUA